AAAGAUGGGAAACGCUUUUUCUGUCAAGUAUUUAAUGAGCCUGUUAUCAUCUCUCCCUACGGUGUAGUUCGAAAUUAUAUACUCAGAUCCCCUUCUUCGUUUGAUUUCAAAUCAUAUGAAAUGUUUACAUUUAUAGCACUCGAUGUAAGCCUCCUGAGAACUAAAGGAUGCUGAUGGAUGCUGUUGCCGCCGGAGCAGCCCAGAUACGGGACAACAAAUAGCAGCUAGUGUGUUGCAUUUGUCAUUCCCUUCGAAAACAUACACGCAGAGGACUACGGUAACCGCAGAGACCGCCAGAUGUUUACCAACAGGAGGGUGGUUCUGUCCGUCUGCAAUGGUCUCUCCUCCUAGCACAAACGUCACAGCAGAAGAAGAGACGUCCCCCUCACCCCAUCAGACCCUCAGCCUGCCGACUAUAGUACUAUUAUAGUUCAAGCAAAGACUAAUUGUUGGUCAUUUACAAAGGCUGCACAGUCCAAGCCAUUGAAUGGCAUUUCUGCCUCUCUCUACUGGGAGACGAUGGCGCUGGUUGUAGUUUUUGCAAUCCUCUGCCUGUGCUGCUGGGCAUCCUUCUACUUCAUCUUGUGCAUCAUCAACGGCUCCAGGAGCUACGAAUGGAACUGUCGCCUUGUCACCUUGGUGCACGGCAUCGUGGCCAUUUGCAUCACAGCGUACAUAGGAUAUGUGGAUGGGCCAUGGCCGUUCACUCACCCAGGCACCAAGAACACCCCUCUACAAAUAAGUGCCUUGGUGGUCAGUCUGGGCUACUUCAUUUUCGACAUGGCCUGGUGCGUGUACUUCCGCACUGAGGGACCUGUCAUGCUGGCCCACCACACCAUGAGCAUCCUGGGAAUCCUGCUGACCCUGUUGCUGGGCGAGUCUGGCAUCGAGUCCUGCGCUGUUCUCUUCGGCAGCGAAGUCACCAACCCCCUGCUGCAGACACGCUGGUUCCUCAAGCAGACAGGACGCUACGAGACUCCGCUUGGGAACGCUGUGGAUGUCCUGUUCGUGCUGCUGUUCGUUGUGAUGCGAAUUUUCGUAGGAGGCACAAUGCUGUACUGUGAGCUGAUCUCCCCGAGACCCAGAUUCUUCAUCAAGUGUGGAGGAGUGGCCAUGUACGCUCUGUCCUGGGCCUUCAUGGUGGAUAUUGUGCGCUUUGCAAUGCGGAAGAGCAAGAGCUGGCACAAACAGAGAGUCAGAAAGGAGAUGGUUGAAGCUAACGGUCACGACGGGAAGAUGGACUGACUCGCAUUUGAGCCUCUAAACAAAAUCAGUUUAACUGACUUGAAAUCAGCUAUUUACUUCUGACAUCAAUAGAUCUUCAGUCUACAGGAAAAUCAACUUCCUACAUUGACAGAUUUAUAAAAAGGUUUGGUAUUUUCAUUUAAAUUGAAUAUGCUACGCCAUCUUUUUGUAGAGUCUAAUAUGUGUGCAUUUUGCAAGAACCUUACUUUAUAUGCACUUCCUGCACCCGAAGAGUGCUACUUCAAAGGUACAAACAACAUGUUUAAAAUGUGCAGGGAAAACCAAAGCACUUUUAUAGAAACACAUGUUGCUUUCAGCUGCUGUGAACUGUGGCCCAGUCAUAUGUGGUGGUGCUGCUCCAAAAGAGGAGUCUACAAUUUAGAAAGUGAGUCAGUCAGAAAGUGAACAGUUUGUGUCAGAGAAAAACUGCUUUUUCUUUGCUUUAUUUUAAUAGUUUUGUUUUAUCCUUUGCUCUGAUAAAAGCACAGUGCUUAUUUGAAAACACAAGACAGUUUGGAAAAUUAAUCUAGACCAAAACCACCAAAUAAUCUAUUUUUCAAAUCUCUAUUGUAAAUCCAUAUGACACAUGCAGAGAAAUGUAAUAAUGCAGUUCUACACUGAAAAUGCUGUGAUGUUGUACUUCAUUGUUUUUUGUGUAAGCUAAAAUGAUCCUGACAUAUUACAUGUUUCACUUUAUUUGUCUUUUAGAAGCAUUAUUGUAAUAAAGUAAAAAAUGCCCAGUGUAAUUCAGACAAAAAGUAUUUUGUACUAGUGUUUUCCUAUUAACUGACUGAGUUUGUGAUUGUCAAAAAGGUCUCUUCUGUCUUUGUCAAUGGCAGAAAUGAUCUUCACUGCAAAUUAUGUGUCUGAAUGUUUUUUGAAAUACUUUUCAUAGCACCCAUGCACUUUUUUAACAUCUCCACUUUGUUUGCUGAAUCUUUGUAACAAACCGCCUCUGUACGCCAAAAUAGAGGGUUUGAGACUGAAGGUGUGAGAUUACAGCAUCAUCGGCACCAUGCCAAGUAAGGUAGCAAGCCAUCAGCUUUCAUGUUUCUGUUUAGACUCAAUAUAUUAGUCAUGAAUCAUGUUGCAUAUAAUCUUUUGUUUUUUUCUGAGACACGAGGAUUUCUGCAGCAGAAAUCCAUAGCUCAUUUGUUUGUUUCCUGAUCAUAUUGCAUAUUAUUACAUUCUACACUCUGCUUGUGCCUGACUGCCUCUGUUAAAAAGUCCAAGAACGUACAAAAAUAACUUCUCUGUGCCUUAUCUAAAUGUACUGCCCUUUAUUUGUUUUGUUUUAUCUGUGUUGUUUUUAUGGUAUUUUUCUUGUGCUGUAGUCUAAACUCUCCAACACUAGACUGUAAAGUGAAAACAAUGACGAUGGAUUUAUUAGGUCUUUGUAAUCCAUAUUUAAAAAUAAUAAUAAUAAUAACACUUUGUCUAUGUUUUCUGCAGCAAAAUGUCAUCUAAGGAUAAAUAAUUGCCAGUGACUGAAUAAGCAUCAUGUAUGGACUGAAGUUACCACAACUAUCCACAUGAUGGCGUCAUUUCAAUUAGGUUUGAUUGACCAUUGAGGUGAUUUCCUGUGAAAGGUGCUGGCAUUUUAAUUUUCUCUUUUUGUUCCUUUUUCCAUUUAGGCAAGACAUGUUUGUGUGGUUUUAUGUAUUGUAGGGUGUAAAAACAAAGGUAUCGACUGAUCAGAAAGCAGAACACUCACAUUUUUUUUUUUAUAAAGGAUAAAUAAAUAAAAAUGUAAUACACAAUAAAGACAAAUACAUAAAGUCUAUUGUUUAUAGUGUACAUUCGGUGCACCAGUUGGGUGAAAAUGGAUCAGGAAUGGUUAAAAAAAAAAAAACAGGUUGAGUUAUUUAUGCAUUAAAAGUUCAAUAAUAAAUCCGGUUAGGGAUUCAGUCCAAAAAAAAAAACAAACACGAAAAAGCAGCUGCUUAUAAUAUAAAACUGGUUCAUUUUGAUCACUUUCUUAACAUUUCUAUUUGGCAAAACCUUAUAUGUAUUAUGAAGAUAAACUGAAUGGACAAAUAAUAGAUUUAGGCUGAGUCCCAUUUCACCCCUUAAUCUUAGCCUUACCUCUGUGUUUUUCUGGUUAACACACAUGGGAUGAGGGUUUCCCAAUUGUUUCCACACGAUGUAGGGUGAUGGUCAAGGGUCAUGGCUUUCUACCUCUAAACACUGAGAUUUUCCAUGGGCACACUUGGAGCCCAGUUGGUGGGAAAUGUUCUUGCAGAUCCCCUCAAAGCUGUGAAUAUUUUCUUCAUUAACGUAUUUGUAAAUGCACACUAAUCCCUGUAAUGUAAUUUGAAGUGGUACCAUAUAUAUUUUGGUAUCUCUUAAUUACUUAAUUUAAAAUAUUUCAAAUGACAUCAUAAUUUAGCGUCCUGGGUUUGGCUCCCGGCCAGGGGUCUCUCUGCAUGACGUUUGCAUGUUCUCCCCGUGCAUGCGUGGGUUCUCUCCCGGUUCUACGGCUUCCUCCCACAAUCCAAAAACAUAACUGUUGGGUUAAUUGGUCUCUAAAUUGCCCUUAGGUGUGAAUGGUUGGGUGCAUGAUUGUUUGUCCUGUAUGUUGCCCAGCAAUGGACUGGCAACCUUUCCAAGGUGUGCCCCCAUCUCACCCGUAGACCGCUGGAAAUAGGUAUCAGCUUCCCCGCGACCCAGUAUGGAAGAAGCGGGUAUAGAAAAUGGAUGGAUGGAUGGAUAGAUAAUCAUACAGCUUGAUACAUACAGAUAUCUUUGGCAAAAAGCCUUUUAUUUCUGUGUUUAAAAGCAAAAAAGUGCUGUCAUGUCUAAUUUGAUGUUUUUGAAUAAAUUGUAUUUAAUAAUAAUUGGGUUCUUAAUUAGCAAGCAUAACACAAUGACAUAUUCUGACAUCUGCUGCAGACUUAAUUACUGUUUACGUGACAAAUACAACCAUACUACAUCACAUCUUUUUAAUAGCCAUAGCCAAUGACGCAUAAGCUUCUCAAUUGAGUAUUCUAUUUCCCAGUGGAUUGUUUCACCACUACCUGACUAAGGGCCCAAACGUUAGGUGAGACGAUGAGAUCAUGGUGUAUGGGUGACACAAAAAUGACAUUUGGAUUUAGUCAGAGUUUGAAUGUUGUCUGCCAUUAAAUAAAACUCCUCAAGUCACGCUGCUGUAAUGAUCAGUAAAUCCUGGUGGGAUGGUCAAGCACAAUUAAAGUUAUGUCUUAAUUCUUACCACUUAGCUCUAUUGCUAGAUUCGCUCCCCUUUUUUUUUUUGUAAUGUAGGGGGAAGAAGAAAUGGUAAUACUAUCAAAUCCUCCUUUGUGCUAAAUGUUUUGUAGGUAAAACAACUACUUCAACAUCAGGUUUGGUUUAUUUUCCUAUGUAUUAUGCGCAGUAACGUCAGUUUGUCUUAAUAAGCAUAAAACCAAUGUUGUAAGCGAUGCUUUGUUGCAGCUGAAUAAAUGUUUAUGUCAUAUAUAAACAUA
Molecule: messenger RNA, 4709 nt
Organism: Girardinichthys multiradiatus
Lineage: Eukaryota; Metazoa; Chordata; Actinopteri; Cyprinodontiformes; Goodeidae
Gene: tlcd5a
Product: TLC domain containing 5a
Exons: 4
Coding region: 520-1245 (241 amino acids)
Cellular component (GO): membrane
Source: RefSeq, a predicted model, not a curated record